Messenger RNA from Fukomys damarensis (Damara mole-rat), 1663 nucleotides. It is a transcript of the gene Surf4, whose product is annotated as surfeit 4. Gene Ontology annotation, cellular component: endoplasmic reticulum; membrane; endoplasmic reticulum-Golgi intermediate compartment. The transcript has 6 exons. The record is from RefSeq and is a predicted model, not a curated record. The coding region runs from base 155 to 835 and encodes 226 amino acids. NCBI's taxonomy places the organism in Eukaryota, Metazoa, Chordata, Mammalia, Rodentia, Bathyergidae. Gene Ontology annotation, biological process: Golgi organization.
GAGGUCGCCCGCGGAGGCUGGGGUGCCCUGCCGCGGGAACCGUUACCGCCACGCGGGGGACACUCGGCACCUGUUCCUGCGUGUCACCAAGCAGUACCUCCCACACGUGGCCCGCCUCUGCCUGAUCAGCACCUUCCUGGAGGAUGGCAUCCGCAUGUGGUUCCAGUGGGGCGAGCAGCGUGACUACAUCAACACCACCUGGAACUGUGGCUAUCUGCUGGCCUCAUCCUUUGUGUUCCUCAACCUGCUGGGACAGCUCACUGGCUGUGUCCUGGUGUUGAGCAGGAACUUUGUGCAAUACGCCUGCUUCGGGCUCUUUGGAAUCAUAGCGCUGCAGACGAUCGCCUACAGCAUCUUGUGGGACUUGAAGUUUCUGAUGAGGAACCUGGCCCUGGGAGGGGGCUUGCUGCUACUCCUAGCAGAGUCCCGCUCAGAAGGGAAGAGCAUGUUCGCAGGUGUUCCCACCAUGCGCGAGAGCUCCCCCAAGCAGUACAUGCAGCUCGGAGGCCGUGUCCUGCUGGUCUUGAUGUUCAUGACUCUGCUGCACUUCGAUGCCAGCUUCUUUUCUAUCGUCCAGAACAUCGUGGGCACAGCUCUGAUGAUCUUAGUGGCCAUUGGUUUUAAAACCAAGUUGGCGGCUUUGACUCUUGUCAUCUGGCUCUUUGCCAUCAACGUGUACUUCAACGCCUUCUGGACCAUUCCCGUCUACAAGCCCAUGCAUGACUUCCUGAAGUACGACUUCUUCCAGACCAUGUCGGUGAUCGGAGGCUUGCUCCUGGUGGUGGCUCUGGGCCCUGGGGGUGUCUCCAUGGAUGAGAAGAAGAAGGAGUGGUAACAGACAGAUCCCUGCCCUGCCUGGCCAAGACCCAGCCGUCGAGGACUGGUUCAGGGUGGAGCCAAGAAGCUGCCAGCAUUUGUGUCCUCCCCUCCCCUCCCUUGGUAAAGGCACCGAUGUUUUGAGAACUUUAUUUGCAGACACCUGAAAAUCGAUGAGAAGUCUGCUCUGGAACCAGUCUGGUACUGACCAUUGAGUGCUACCCAGCUGGUCAGUCCCCCAGCCCAGGCUUGGAGCAAGUCCUGUGGCGGGUGUGGCCCCCAGCAAUAUUUUGAGUCCUUUUCUGCAGUGAGGGCCUUCCAGCUGUACUGAGCAGACACAUUUAUCACUCAGAGCAGUCUCCCUCGUUUCUUCAGUUUACAUUUUGCUCAAACAGGAUUCCGGAUGGUCUGUUCAGACACCUCACACAGUUAAGCCCUGCAUUCUAGUUACUUUCCAGCUCAGCCAGUGAAGACCUAGAGAAUCCCAGAGCCAGGGAGCGACACAGUAUUGGAGGGGUAACUGAGGCUGCUGGUGAUGUAGGUUCACUCAUUCACAUGCUCGGCUGGGCACUGAUCCCCACGCCUGGCAGUGGGGAGGGCCAGCUGGGAGGCUGCGCACAGGAUAGCCAGCUCCACCAUGGAAUCGGCUGGGGGAGCAGCUGCCCCGCAGGGCUCAGCCCAGUUACCUCACUCGACCUUCAGAGCCAGGCCUGGACGCCCCAGCAGCCAACUCACUGUCCCUGAGGCGUUGCUUGCUCCAGUUUUGUCCAAGAUUAUGUCUCACAGUUUGUGAUGCCUUACCGAUUUGGUCUCAAUCCUGUAUUUAAAGUUUUCUAACAUUGCCUUA